Lethenteron reissneri (Far Eastern brook lamprey) is the source of this 456-nucleotide messenger RNA. Its product is annotated as ataxin-8-like. NCBI's taxonomy places the organism in Eukaryota, Metazoa, Chordata, Hyperoartia, Petromyzontiformes, Petromyzontidae. The record is from RefSeq and is a predicted model, not a curated record.
AUGUCACGGGCGCAGCAGCAGCAAGGGCAGCAGCAGGAGCAAGAGCAGCAGCAAGGGCAGCAGCAGGAGCAAGAGCAGCAGCGAGGGCAGCAGCAGCAAAGGCAGAAGCAGCAAGAGCAGCAGCAGAAAGGGCAGCAGCAGCAAGGGCAGCAGCAGCAAGAGCAGCAGCAGCUAGUGCAGCAGCAGCAAGGGCAGCAGCAGCAAGAGCAGCAGCAGCAAGUGCAGCAGCAGCAGCAGCAAGGGCAGCAGCAGCAAGGGCAGCAGCAGCAAGAGCAGCAGCAGCAAGAGCAGCAGCAGCAAGAGCAGCAGCAGCAAGAGCAGCAGGGGCAGCAGCAGGAGCAAAAGCAGCAGCAAGAGCAGCAGCAAGGGCAGCAGCAGCAAGGGCAGCAGCAGGAGCAGCAGGCAGCAGCGCACACGGGAGCCCCGUUCCUUCCGUUCGUUCGUCUCAGCCAUUAA